AUGGCUUCACUGCCGCCGCCUCCUCCUCCUGGAUGGAGCGCAUCGUCCUCAAUGCCCCUGGCACCGCCCCCUCCAGGCUACCAGCCGCCCGCCGACCCGAACGUCGCCAAAUUUUCACAGAAGAAGAAUGAGUGGCUCCGAACACAACGCAAUCGUUUCGCGGAAAAGCGCAAAGGGGGAUUUGUUGAAACACAAAAGGCGGAUAUGCCCCCGGAGCAUUUGCGAAAGAUUGUACGGGAUAUCGGCGAUGUCUCGCAGAAGAAAUUCACCAACGAGAAGCGCAGCUACCUGGGCGCCCUCAAGUUCAUGCCCCAUGCUGUUUUGAAGCUUCUGGAGAACAUGCCAAUGCCCUGGGAGUCCGCGCGAGAGGUUAAGGUGCUUUAUCACGUCAACGGUUGCCUGACCUUGGUCAAUGAGACACCGCGUGUCAUUGAGCCCGUCUUCCAUGCCCACGCAUGCGUUUCCCCAUUCGACGAUGAGGAGCCGCCUCUAUCUUGGUCGGAGAACAUCGAAGACGUUGAGCCCUUGGAGCCUAUCCAAAUGGAGCUGGAUGAAGAAGAAGAUGCGGCCGUUUACGAAUGGCUCUACGAUCACCGUCCGCUCCUUGAUACCCCCCACGUUAACGGCCCGAGCUACAAGAACUGGAACUUGUCUCUUCCUCAAAUGGCCACUCUGCACCGUCUGAGUCACCAGAUUUUGAGUGACGUCGUCGACCAAAAUUACUACCACAUGUUUGACUUGAACAGCUUCUUCACCGCUAAGGCUCUGAACGUCGCUAUUCCUGGUGGUCCCCGUUUCGAGCCUCUGUACAAGGAUAUCGAUCCUAAUGAUGAAGACUUCAGCGAGUUCAACGCCAUCGAUCGCAUCAUCUUCCGUGCUCCCAUCCGGACCGAAUACCGAGUCACCUUCCCAUUCUUGUACAACACCCUUCCCCGCAGUGUCAAGGUAGCUUGGUACUCUCAUCCGCAAGUGGUUUACGCCCGUACCGAGGACCCCAACUUGCCCGCGUUCUACUUCGACCCUGUCAUUAAUCCCAUCUCCUCCCGCUCUGUUGCCCCAAAGAAUAUCACAGUCAGUCACGAAGAUGAAAUCUUUGGCCCUGGCAAUAAUGAAGAUGACGAGUUUGAGCUUCCCGGUGAAGUUGAGCCUUUCUUCGAGGACGAAGAUCUUUACACACCUGACACUGCUUCCGCCAUCGCUUUGUGGUGGGCCCCUCAUCCGUUCGAUAAACGAUCCGGUAAGAUGGUUCGUGCGCAGGAUGUUCCAUUGGUCAAGCAGUGGUAUCUGGAGCAUUGUCCGUCCGGCCAGCCGGUCAAGGUCCGUGUCUCUUACCAGAAAUUACUCAAGACCUUCGUCCUCAACGAGCUGCACAAGAGCACACCCAAGGCGCAGAGCAAGCAAAACUUAAUGAAGACUCUGAAGUCAACCAAGUUCUUCCAGCAGACCACAAUCGACUGGGUCGAGGCCGGUUUGCAAGUUUGUCGCCAAGGUUUCAACAUGCUCAACUUGUUGAUUCACCGCAAGAACUUGACCUAUCUCCAUCUCGACUACAACUUCAACUUGAAGCCCGUCAAGACUUUGACCACCAAGGAGCGUAAGAAGUCUCGCUUCGGAAACGCCUUCCACUUGAUGCGAGAAAUCCUUCGCUUGACCAAGCUCAUUGUGGAUGCCCAAGUCCAAUACCGUCUGGGUAACAUUGAUGCCUUCCAACUCGCGGACGGUAUCCUCUACGCCUUCAACCACGUCGGUCAGCUCACUGGUAUGUACCGGUACAAGUACAAGCUUAUGCACCAGAUUCGUUCUUGCAAGGAUCUGAAGCAUUUGAUCUACUAUCGAUUCAACUCCGGCCCCGUCGGCAAGGGUCCUGGUUGUGGUUUCUGGGCCCCCGCUUGGCGUGUGUGGCUCUUCUUCAUGCGUGGUAUCAUUCCCCUGCUCGAGCGUUGGUUGGGUAACCUGCUUUCUCGUCAGUUCGAGGGUCGCCACAGCAAGGGUGUGGCCAAGACCGUCACCAAGCAGCGUGUUGAGUCUCACUUCGAUCUUGAGCUGCGUGCAUCCGUCAUGUCAGACUUGAUGGACAUGAUGCCCGAGGGUAUCAAGCAGAACAAGGUCAACGUUGUUUUGCAGCACUUGUCGGAAGCCUGGAGAUGCUGGAAGAGUAACAUUCCUUGGAAGGUUCCUGGUCUGCCCGCGCCAAUUGAAAACAUCAUUCUUCGCUACGUCAAGAGCAAGGCUGAUUGGUGGAUUUCUGUUGCACACUACAACCGAGAGAGAAUCCGUCGUGGUGCCACUGUCGACAAGACCGUCGCAAAGAAGAACUUGGGUCGUCUCACUCGUCUGUGGCUCAAGUCUGAACAGGAGCGUCAACACAACUAUCUGAAGGAUGGUCCUUACGUUUCUUCAGAGGAGGCUGUUGCGAUCUACACCACCAUGGUUCAUUGGCUGGAGUCUCGCAAGUUCUCUCCAAUUCCGUUCCCCAGUGUUUCCUACAAGCACGACACGAAGAUUCUGAUUCUUGCGCUCGAGCGUUUGCGCGAAUCAUACUCCGUGAAGGGUAGAUUAAACCAAAGUCAACGUGAGGAAUUGGCUCUGAUCGAGCAGGCAUACGACUCUCCGGGUACGACCUUGGCCCGAAUUAAGCGAUUCUUGCUCACGCAGAGAGCUUUCAAGGAGGUCAAGAUCGACAUGAACGAUAACUACAACAACAUCAACCCUGUUACCUCUGGUACCAAGCGGAGCAGCGUCACCUCUUCCCUGCUUGGAUUAAGCCUUCCGAUUCCGAAGUCCCCCCCUCUUCUCACCUACAAGUGGACCCAGGGAAUCAACAACUUGUCCAAUGUUUGGGAGACUUCUGAGGGCGAAACUAACGUGAUGAUUGAAACCGAGCUGUCCAAGGUCUACGAGAAGAUUGAUCUUACCCUUCUUAACCGAUUGCUUCGUCUGAUCAUGGACCACAACUUGGCUGACUACAUCACUUCGAAGAACAACGUUCAGCUCAGUUACAAGGAUAUGAACCACACCAACAGCUAUGGUCUGAUUCGUGGUCUCCAAUUCUCUGGUUUCCGAAAUGGCCGGCCCCCUGGCAGCCCCAAUGACUUCUUGCAGUUCAGAGACCGUGCCGCGGAGACUCGACACCCCAUUCGUCUCUACACUCGUUACGUCGACAAGAUCUGGGUCUUCUUCCGAUUCCAGGCGGAUGAUUCACGUGAUCUCAUCCAGCGCUUCCUAACUGAGAACCCUGAUCCCAACUUCGAGAACGUGAUUGGUUACAAGAACAAGAAAUGCUGGCCCCGCGACUGUCGCAUGCGCUUGAUGCGCCACGAUGUCAACCUCGGCCGUGCUGUCUUCUGGGAUAUGAAGAACCGUCUUCCGCGAUCAAUCACCACCAUCGACUGGGAUGAUACAUUCGCAAGUGUUUACAGCAAAGACAACCCCAACCUGUUGUUCUCAAUGAACGGGUUCGAAGUCCGAAUCCUCCCCAAGAUCCGGAACAUGAACGAGGAGUUCUCCGUCAAGGACAGUGUCUGGUCCCUGGUUGACAACUCGACCAAGGAGCGCACCGCACACGCCUUCUUGCAGGUUACCGAAGAGGACAUUCAGAAGUUCAACAACCGUAUCCGCCAGAUUCUUAUGUCCUCCGGUUCCACCACGUUCACCAAGAUUGCCAACAAGUGGAACACUGCUUUGAUUGCCCUCUUCACCUACUACCGUGAGGCUGCCGUCUCUACUGUCAACCUGCUCGAUACCAUUGUCAAGUGUGAGACCAAGAUCCAGACCCGUGUCAAGAUUGGUCUGAACUCCAAGAUGCCUUCCCGUUUCCCCCCUGCGGUGUUCUACACCCCCAAGGAGCUGGGAGGUCUUGGUAUGAUUUCGGGAUCUCACAUCCUCAUCCCCACAAGUGACAAGCGCUGGUCCAAGCAAACCGACACUGGUAUCACUCACUUCCGCGCGGGUAUGUCUCAUGACGAAGAGACUUUGAUCCCCAACAUCUUCCGUUACAUCAUCCCCUGGGAAUCCGAGUUCAUUGACUCCCAGCGCGUGUGGAUGGAAUACUCGCAGAAGCGUAUGGAGGCCCAGCAGCAGAACCGCCGUUUGACCCUGGAAGAUCUGGAGGACAGCUGGGAUCGCGGUCUUCCCCGUAUCAACACCCUCUUCCAGAAGGACCGCAGCACCCUCAGUUUCGACAAGGGCUUCCGACUCCGCGCUGAGUUCAAGCAGUACCAGCUCAUGAAGAGCAAUCCCUUCUGGUGGACAAGUCAGCGACACGAUGGUAAACUCUGGAAUUUGAACGCCUACCGAACCGAUGUGAUCCAGGCGUUGGGUGGUGUGGAAACGAUUCUUGAACACACCCUGUUCAAAGCAACAGCUUUCCCGUCCUGGGAGGGCCUGUUCUGGGAGAGGGCCAGUGGUUUUGAAGAAUCUAUGAAAUUCAAAAAACUCACCAACGCCCAGAGAUCUGGUCUCAACCAGAUUCCCAACCGUCGAUUCACUCUGUGGUGGUCCCCUACCAUCAACCGCGCCAACGUCUACGUUGGUUUCCAGGUGCAGCUGGAUUUGACUGGUAUCUUCUUGCACGGAAAGAUCCCCACUCUGAAGAUCUCUUUGAUUCAAAUCUUCCGUGCCCACUUGUGGCAGAAAAUUCACGAAUCGGUUGUCAUGGAUUUGUGCCAAGUCCUGGAUCAAGAACUUGAGCAGCUCGGUAUCGAGGCUGUCCAAAAGGAGACCAUUCACCCGCGUAAGUCUUACAAGAUGAACAGCUCUUGUGCGGAUAUUCUCCUCUUUGCGACAAACAAGUGGAAUGUCACCCGGCCUUCGUUGGUGUUCGAUACCAAGGACGUUUAUGAACCGACCACGACAAACAAGUUCUGGAUUGAUGUCCAGCUCAGAUAUGGUGAUUACGACUCUCAUGACAUUGAGCGAUAUGUCCGUGCCAAAUAUCUCGACUACACCACCGACAGCAUGAGUAUCUACCCCUCUGCCACCGGUUUGAUGAUUGGUGUCGAUCUCGCCUACAACCUCUUCUCGGCCUACGGACAGUACUUCCCAGGUCUGAAGACUCUGGUUCAACAGGCAAUGGCGAAGAUCAUGAAGGCCAACCCAGCACUGUAUGUCUUGCGCGAGCGUAUCCGCAAGGGUUUGCAGCUGUACGCCUCUGAGAGCAACCAGGAGUUCUUGAACUCUCAGAACUACUCUGAGCUUUUCAGUCCGCAGAUCCAGCUGUUCAUUGAUGAUACCAACGUCUACCGUGUCACAAUCCACAAGACUUUCGAAGGUAACUUGACUACCAAGCCUAUCAACGGUGCAAUCUUCAUCUUCAACCCUCGCACUGGACAGUUGUUCUUGAAGAUCAUUCACACCAGUGUCUGGGCUGGUCAAAAGCGUUUGGGACAGUUGGCCAAGUGGAAGACAGCCGAAGAAGUUGCUGCUCUUAUUAGAUCCCUACCCGUGGAGGAGCAACCGAAGCAGCUCAUUGUCACCCGUAAGGGUCUGCUCGAUCCUCUUGAGGUUCACUUGCUUGAUUUCCCCAACAUCUCCAUCCGUGCCUCUGAGCUUCAGUUGCCCUUCCAGGCUGCUAUGAAGGUUGAAAAGCUGGCUGACAUGAUUCUUCGUGCCACUGAACCUCAGAUGGUCCUCUUCAACUUGUAUGACGAGUGGCUCAAAUCCAUCUCUCCGUACACUGCGUUCUCCCGUCUCAUUCUCAUUCUCCGUGCUCUCCAUGUCAAUAUUGACAAAGCCAAGAUCAUUCUUCGUCCCGACAAGACUGUGAUCACUCAAGAACACCACAUCUGGCCAUCUCUCUCUGACGAGGAUUGGAUCAAGGUCGAAGUGCAAUUGCGUGAUCUCAUUCUGAACGAUUACGGAAAGAAGAACAACGUCAACGUGCAGAGCUUGACCAGCAGUGAAGUCCGUGAUAUCAUUCUGGGUAUGGAGAUUAGCGCACCCUCUCUGCAGCGCCAGCAGGCGGCCGAGAUUGAAAAGCAGCAGGAGGAGCAAAAGCAACUCACUGCCGUUACGACCAAGACUCAGAACGCCCGUGGUGAGGACAUCAUUGUCACCACCACGUCUCAAUACGAACAGCAAUCAUUUGCAUCCAAGACCGAGUGGCGCACUCGAGCAAUCGCAACCUCCAACCUGCGCACCAGGUCCAACAACAUCUAUGUGUCUUCGGAUGAUAUUCGUGACGAUGGAUACACCUACAUCAUGCCCAAGAACGUUCUCAAGCGAUUCAUUACCAUCGCCGACCUGCGGGUGCAGGUCACUGGUUACAUCUACGGUAGCUCACCACCAGACAAUGACCAGGUCAAGGAAGUUCGCACCAUUGUCAUGAUUCCUCAGGUCGGAAACACCCGGGAUGUCCAACUGCCGCACCAGUUGCCGCAGCACGACUACCUCCAAAACCUGGAGCCUCUGGGUGUCAUCCACACAGUGUCUGGAAAUGAGCCGCCGUAUAUGUCAGCGGCAGAUGUCACGCACCAUGCUCGCCUCAUGAACGCCCAUCCUUCGUGGGAUAAGAAGACCGUGACUAUGACAGUGUCUUUCACCCCUGGUUCCGUCUCACUUUCGGCGUGGGGCCUCACUCCUGCCGGUUACAAGUGGGGUGCGGAGAACAAGGAUACCACCUCGGAUCAACCCCAGGGCUUCUCCACCAACAUGGGAGAGAAGUGUCAGCUGUUGCUCAGUGACAAGAUCCGCGGCUAUUUCCUUGUCCCCGAGGAUAAUGUGUGGAACUAUAGCUUCAUGGGCAGCUCAUUCGGUAGCGUGGAGAAGAGGCCCAUCUAUGUCAAGAUUGACACCCCGCUUAAGUUCUACGACGACCAGCACCGUCCCCUGCACUUCCAGAACUUUGCUGAGUUGGAAGACAUUUGGGUUGACCGGGCCGAUAACUUUGCAUAA
Molecule: messenger RNA, 6891 nt
Organism: Penicillium brevicompactum
Lineage: Eukaryota; Fungi; Ascomycota; Eurotiomycetes; Eurotiales; Aspergillaceae
Gene: prp8
Product: U4/U6-U5 snRNP complex subunit PRP8
Exons: 6
Coding region: 1-6891 (2296 amino acids)
Biological process (GO): mRNA splicing, via spliceosome; spliceosomal tri-snRNP complex assembly
Cellular component (GO): U5 snRNP; catalytic step 2 spliceosome
Molecular function (GO): U1 snRNA binding; pre-mRNA intronic binding; protein binding
Source: RefSeq, a predicted model, not a curated record